UUAAAACACCAGAAGUCACAACUUGUUGGGGUAUUAACUGAUGACGAGAGACCUCAAACGACACCAAUACCGCAUACAACUGGAAAGCUAAUAUCAGAGAUGGCUGCCCGUAUCACGGUCCAUUCAGUGCUUGAAAAGAUCAGUAAGGAUCAUCUAGAAUGUCCAAUAUGCACCAAUCGCUUCAACAAUCCAACAAUGCUAGACUGUCUACACAGCUUCUGCUUCACAUGCCUCAAGGGGCUUCACCAACAAGAUCCUAACAACUCCAUUCUACUGUGUCCUUUGUGCAGAAAGAAAACAACCCUAGAAGACAACAAGGUUGACAGUCUACCUAAGGACUUUAAACUCAAUGCCCUGGUGGAUGAGUUUACUGUUCAGGAGCAACUCAUGGAGGGUCAUGGGUCACAGAUCAAAUGUCAAGCCUGUGAAAGAGAUCAUACGGCUGUUUCCAGAUGUAUUGACUGUGAACAUUUUAUUUGUCAAGACUGCCAACAAUCACAUCAGAAUAUGGCUGUCUUAAAAUCACAUGAAAUCUACUCACUUGCUCAACUGCAGUCAGGUGUAGUAACCUACCGCAGUAAAAUCAGGGAAUACAUUCCAAAGUGUGGCAAGCACAGUGAUCAGACUCUGAAUAUCUACUGCAACACAUGCCAGAAGUUAGAAUGCACAACUUGUACUGUUCUUGGUCAUGCAAACCAAAGACAUGACUUCACUGGCAUACCUGAUGCUUUAGACAAAUGCAAACAGGAAAUCGCAGAGCUGGUUGCAAAAGCUGAGAAAUGCAAGGCUGAUAUUCAAACUGCCAUAGAACAAGCUAGUGAGUCUCGCAAGAAACUGGAAUCUUCAUAUGCUGAAACCUAUAUGAAAAUCUCCCAGAAGGCUGCCAAGGAGAGAGCAAGGAUCAACAAAGAGGAAAAUCAGCUGAAGCAAGAUGCAGAGAGUGUUUACACAUACAGAGUCCAGACAUUUGAAACUGCAGAAGCAACCAAUACAAAAGAAGUGACCCAGGUAGAGCACAAGCUGGAUGAAGUGAAUCAGUUCAUGACCCAAGCAAGCUCUCAUGAGAUUCUGGAUUUCAAGUUGAAACUUAUAAACAACCUUAAAGAACUAACCAAGAAACAGGGUGAGAUUGCGUCUGACAUGCUUUCCUUUCUUGGGUUUGAAGAAGGUGAACGGUCAGUGGGAAGACUGGUGCUGCAAGAUGAGCAACAAGCCGCGUCUUGGCGGAAGGGCGGCAUGAAAGGCGUUAACCAACGGAUGUUCUCUCAAGAACCGCAGCGGACCGACGUCAGCGACCACCGGUGAAAGCUGCUGUUCAAGAACCGAAAGCGGACCGGAAUCGGCUACAACAACUGACAGAGGCCUGAACCGACAGCAGACCGAUCCAUCGGGAACCACUGGAAAACAACCAGAGGCAUGCCGCUCAAGAACCGAUAGCGGACGGACGAACCACCGGAAACCCCCCACAGAGACCCACCGCUCAAAAACCGACAGCGGACCGACAUCAGAAGUUAUGAAAGGGAUCGAAUAGUGACUGGUUCUUAAGACUGGUUCAUACUGGCUGCGACUGCUUGCACGCACCCGACAAUUCGAAUUUUGGAUUCCAACGUUCAUACUUCAUAAGAAAAAAAAAAGUUAGUACGCAUUAAGUUUGCGAUGGCGCGCGGAAACGCAUGCGUCAAUGUUUGUGUUCAUAUACUUUCGUUUAGACUUGAUUCAAGUCCCAUUCUCGUGUAAGAGGUCCCUAUAAUUGUUGUUAUGCAUAACACGCAAACGUACUGUCAAACAACCCGUAGCAUACAGUGCGCGCUCGCCGUCAACAUGUGGUCCCGAGAAUUAUCGGGUUCAACCAACUACAUCUGGUUUAAAAUGGAGGGCUUUUCCUCUUCACACUUUGCAGAUAAUCUUGAUAUUAAAGCCAUUGGAAAUUUUCUGAACACACCAAAAAUUAAAAGUUCACAGAUUUACAAAUAACU
Asterias rubens (European starfish) is the source of this 1976-nucleotide messenger RNA. RefSeq names its product E3 ubiquitin-protein ligase TRIM71-like. The record is from RefSeq and is a predicted model, not a curated record. Gene Ontology annotation, cellular component: nucleoplasm; chromatin. Gene Ontology annotation, molecular function: ubiquitin-protein transferase activity; zinc ion binding. The transcript is spliced from 2 exons. Gene Ontology annotation, biological process: positive regulation of DNA-templated transcription. Bases 100 to 1305 code for a protein of 401 amino acids. Lineage: Eukaryota; Metazoa; Echinodermata; Asteroidea; Forcipulatida; Asteriidae.